Labeo rohita (rohu) is the source of this 2632-nucleotide messenger RNA. RefSeq names its product tryptophan hydroxylase 2 (tryptophan 5-monooxygenase) (gene tph2). NCBI's taxonomy places the organism in Eukaryota, Metazoa, Chordata, Actinopteri, Cypriniformes, Cyprinidae. Gene Ontology annotation, molecular function: iron ion binding; tryptophan 5-monooxygenase activity. Gene Ontology annotation, biological process: aromatic amino acid metabolic process; serotonin biosynthetic process. Gene Ontology annotation, cellular component: neuron projection. The record is from RefSeq and is a predicted model, not a curated record. The coding region runs from base 989 to 2626 and encodes 545 amino acids. The transcript is spliced from 12 exons.
CAACUAACACUCAGGUAAAAGUAUUAAGAAUCAGGAGUAUGUAAACCUUUGAACGAGGUAAUUUUUGUAAUUUCAACUAUUAUUUUUUUCUUGUGAACUAUAUGUAAAUGUCUUAUAUGUGAAAUAUCUUAUUCAGGUCAGUACUUAAAAAAAUAACAUGAAUUUGUAUCCUUAUUUUGGAAAAAUAAUAUUUUGCAGAUUCUGCAAGGUGUAUGAAUACUUUUUACUUCAGCUGUAUUAGGAAAGAGUACUUUGUAAUUAGUUGGUCACCUUAGAUAAAAGACCCACAAAAACACAACAAUUUAACCAUCACGAUAGACACCAUAAACCAAAACAAGUUCAACUGGCAUGUAAAUGUGGUGUGAGAUUCAAAGUUGGCAGUCUUCAUUCAUUCGGCCUGCUAUGACAUUUGCAGAUGAGAUGGAGCGACGCUGAAAAUACUGAUUGAGGAUGAAAUGUCUUUUAUCCACUCGUAACCACAUCCCACAACAAAGACACACCGAAUCAACUUCCAUCUCUUUCAUUUCCUGUUCCACAGGAAAUUGCCUCAGAGGAAGCUGAUAGCUCACUGCUCAUCGCAAACGUGUUUCUAAAUCCUGACUCGGAAGGACUGUACGAAGGCCUUUAUAUCAAAAAAAAUGACGGGUCCUGUUUGCUGUUAUCUCCCCCUCUCCUCCCCGUUUAUGGAAAUCUGAAUUAUUUUGCUCUAGAUUCAUUUCUCCUAGAAGGUGAGAUGAGCUUAUCCACUUCAAUCAGGGCUUGGACGUGUCGACAUUUCCUAAUGGAGCAGCCAUCCCCUCAAAAGCUAAUAUGAGCGAUUGCCUACCCCUUGAGACAGUGGCCCUUCUCAACGUCAUUCGUCACAGUAUAUAAUCCCAGCUCUGAUACCGCCGGGGGAGGAGUGUCAGGUACUGUGGCACAUGCAAAGAGCUCCCAGUCAUCUCUGAAGGGGCAGCUUAAGGAGACAAUAACACCUUCGACUUAUGAGAUGCAGGGAAAGAAGGCAUCUCAAGAAACAGCAACUAUGUCCUCUGAACUACAAACUAACCCGAAGGGGCCGCAGACAGCCCCUAAAUCACCUAUUGGGCUUCUUAGGAAAAGGGGUCAAGAAGCAAUUCCAAAGAUGCAACCCGCUAUGAUGAUGUUCUCUAGCAAAUACUGGGCUCGGCGAGGUAUGUCUUUGGAUUCAGCAAUGUAUGACCAGCAACAUCUUGCAGCCUCCAUGCUCCGCAGGACAUCCUUUAAUCGGAUAGAUGAAAGACCUGACAAAGAAGAACCGAAAUCCACUCAUGACCUUGGGAAAUUAGCAGUGAUUUUCUCUCUGAAGAAUGAAGUUGGCUGUCUGGUGAAAGCGCUGAGGCUCUUUCAGGAAAAGCAUGUGAAUUUGGCCCACAUCGAGUCUCGGAGAUCCAAGAGACUCUCCAAUGAGGUGGAGAUUUAUGCAGAGUGCAACUGCACGAAGAAAGAGUUCAACGAGUUAGUGCAGCACCUGAAAGACCACGUCAACAUCGUCUCAUAUAACACACCUCAACACGUGUGGUCUGCAGAGACUGACUGUUUGGACUGUGUGUGCGUUUUGGGUGGGUUGCCAGAUGGGGAAGGAAUACCAUGGUUUCCUCAAAAGAUCUCAGAGCUGGACCAAUGCUCUCAUCGAGUGCUAAUGUAUGGCUCGGAACUGGAUGCUGACCAUCCAGGCUUCAAAGACAAAGUAUAUCGGGAGAGGAGGAAGUACUUUGUGGAGGUUGCAAUGAACUACAAAUUUGGGCAGCCCAUCCCACGUAUAGAAUACACAGAAGAGGAAGUGAAGACAUGGGGAGUGAUUUUCAGAGAGCUUACAAAACUCUAUCCAACUCAUGCCUGCCGCGAGUAUUUAAAAAACCUCCCUCUUCUCACAAAGCAUUGUGGGUACAGAGAGGACAACAUCCCACAGCUGGAAGAUGUGUCUCGAUUCCUACGUGAUAGAUCAGGAUUUACCGUACGACCUGUGGCUGGAUAUCUGUCACCACGAGACUUUCUGGCCGGUCUGGCUUAUCGAGUGUUUAAUUGCACUCAGUACAUUCGUCACAGCACCGAUCCUCUCUACACACCAGAACCGGACACCUGCCAUGAACUGCUGGGUCACGUACCUCUCCUGGCAGAUCCCAAGUUUGCUCAGUUUUCUCAAGAAAUUGGCCUUGCAUCUCUAGGUGCUUCAGAUGAGGAUGUGCAGAAACUGGCAACAUGCUAUUUCUUCACAAUUGAAUUUGGACUGUGCAAACAAGAAGGCCAGUUGAGAGCCUAUGGAGCAGGUCUGCUGUCUUCUAUUGGAGAGUUGAGACAUGCGUUGUCUGACAAAGCAAAGGUGAAGAUGUUUGAUCCCAAAACCACUUGCUACCAGGAGUGCCUCAUUACAACAUUUCAAGAUGUUUAUUUUGUCUCUGAGAGUUUUGAAGAGGCAAAAGAGAAAAUGAGGGAAUUUGCUAAAACAAUAAAAAGGCCUUUUUCUGUCUACUACAACCCGUACACCCAAAGCAUCGAUUUACUGAAGGACACCAGGAGCAUUGAGAACGUGGUUCAAGAUCUUCGCAGCGACCUUACCACCGUCUGUGACGCUCUGGGAAAAAUGAACACGUACCUCGGUAUCUAGCUAGUC